Prosopis cineraria is the source of this 1068-nucleotide messenger RNA. Its product is annotated as 18.1 kDa class I heat shock protein-like. The transcript has a single exon. Gene Ontology annotation, biological process: response to heat; response to salt stress; response to hydrogen peroxide. The coding region runs from base 294 to 791 and encodes 165 amino acids. The record is from RefSeq and is a predicted model, not a curated record. NCBI's taxonomy places the organism in Eukaryota, Viridiplantae, Streptophyta, Magnoliopsida, Fabales, Fabaceae.
CUUCUCAAAUGUUUUCAUUUCGACUCCCACGCUUUUUUCACAAGACUUGAUUGAAGCACAGUGGAAAAGGAUCAGAGACGCGGGAAUAAACAUUUUCUCGAGAAAAUCAGAAGAUUCCUGUCAAUCCCAGAACUUUCAAGAAGGCGCUAUUUCAUAUCACUUGCAUUUACAUCUGCUUGAUAUAAACUCACAAACUCACAUGUUUGAUCACCCAGGAAACCAACAAAAAGAAACAAGGAAGAUAGUUAAUCUGCUUACAUCAGAAGCGUAAACACAGGCCAUCCAAAAGAAGAAUGUCUCUGUUCCAAACCCUGUUGAACCGGAGUGAACUGUUCGGGCCUUUUCGAUUUCUCAUCAAUGAAAAUUCAGACACCGAGAUGGAUUGGAGGGAGACCCGUGAAGCCCACAUCUUCGAAAUCGAUCUCCCGGGGCUUACCAGAGAGGACGUGAAGCUCGAAGUUCAUGAAAAUAGUGUCCUCUGUAUCAGCGCAGAGAGAAAAGUGAAAGAAGAAGAAGACAAUGAUGAGACUAAAGAGGAGAAGAAGAGCCUCAGAUGGCACUGCAAGGAGAGACAAACCAUGGGAACCAUCUCGAGGAAAUUCAGGUUACCUGAGAAUGCGAAGGUUGAAGAGAUUAAGGCCACAAUGAGUGAUGGAGUGUUGAAAAUUACAGUGCCUAAGGAUGAGACCAAGAAGAAGCACAAGCAGCAAAAGAAGGAGAUUGAUAUUUCCGGAGACGAUGAUGGGGCUGCACGUAAAGGGAUUGGUCGCUUUGUUUGUUGCAAGGCUUAGAUGCGACUUAUCCAGAAGAUUUCAAUUUGAUGAAGGGUUUGAUUUUUUUUUUUUUUGUCUUGGUGUGAAUAUGUGUUUAUAAUUGGUCUGUGAAUAUGCAAGGUCCAUUUGUUAAAUCUUCUGCCCUUUGUUCUCUUGGAUAGUAAUUUUGGGAUUGAAAAGGUUUGCAGCUUUUCUUCUUGUUAUUGUUGCUGUUGUUCAUGUGUGUGUGUGUGUGCGCGCAUGUAAAUUGAAGUUGGUGCUGAAAGCAAGAAACUUGGAAUUUUUCUGGUUUUAA